CCCUCCUCCACCGCUGCCGCCUCCUUCUUCUGCCGCUCCUGGUGCUGCUUGUGUGCUCGUUCGGUGCGGACCUGGUACCUCUUUUGUGAAGCGGCAGCUGAGGAGACUCCGGCGCUCGCCAUGGCCGACGAAAAGCCCAAGGAAGGAGUCAAGACUGAGAACAACGAUCAUAUUAAUUUGAAGGUGGCGGGGCAGGAUGGUUCUGUGGUGCAGUUUAAGAUUAAGAGGCAUACACCACUUAGUAAACUAAUGAAAGCCUAUUGUGAACGACAGGGUUUGUCAAUGAGGCAGAUCAGAUUCCGAUUUGAUGGUCAGCCAAUCAAUGAAACAGACACACCUGCACAGUUGGAAAUGGAGGAUGAAGAUACAAUUGAUGUGUUCCAGCAGCAGACAGGAGGUGUCUACUAAAAAGGGAACCUGCUACUUUACUCCAGAACUCUGUUCCUUCAGACCAAGAAGACAUUCUCAAUUAGAAAGCCGCAAUUUGGUUCCGCCACAUCCCGACUACUACAGUAUAGUUUUCUCUAUUCUUUCAUUUCCCCUUCCCCAUUCCUUUAUUGUACAUAAAGUAACUGUGUAUGUGCACAA
Messenger RNA from Mustela lutreola (European mink), 588 nucleotides. RefSeq names its product small ubiquitin-related modifier 2. The record is from RefSeq and is a predicted model, not a curated record. Gene Ontology annotation, cellular component: nucleus. Lineage: Eukaryota; Metazoa; Chordata; Mammalia; Carnivora; Mustelidae. The transcript has a single exon. Gene Ontology annotation, biological process: protein sumoylation. Bases 121 to 408 code for a protein of 95 amino acids. Gene Ontology annotation, molecular function: protein tag activity; ubiquitin-like protein ligase binding.